AUGCGGCUGAGAACAGUCGGGCAGAAGGUCGUGCGGCGGAUGAGGAGCCUAGCGCUGGCCAUGGGGUACGGGGAGUGGAAGAGCCGGUGGGAGGAUGCCAGGAGGUACAGAGACGUCGUCGGGAAGACGGCGCGGCGGUGGAGAUACGCGCUAGCAGGAUCAGCAAUCGGACGGUGGAGAGAGAGCGCAGGGGAAGGCAUGCGGCUGAGAACAGUCGGGCAGAAGGUCGUGCGGCGGAUGAGGAGCCUAGCGCUGGCCAUGGGGUACGGGGAGUGGAAGAGCCGGUGGGAGGAUGCCAGGAGGUACAGAGACGUCGUCGGGAAGACGGCGCGGCGGUGGAGAUACGCGCUAGCAGGAUCAGCAAUCGGACGGUGGAGAGAGAGCGCAGGGGAAGGCAUGCGGCUGAGAACAGUCGGGCAGAAGGUCGUGCGGCGGAUGAGGAGCCUAGCGCUGGCCAUGGGGUACGGGGAGUGGAAGAGCCGGUGGGAGGAUGCCAGGAGGUACAGAGACGUCGUCGGGAAGACGGCGCGGCGGUGGAGAUACGCGCUAGCAGGAUCAGCAAUCGGACGGUGGAGAGAGAGCGCAGGGGAAGGCAUGCGGCUGAGAACAGUCGGGCAGAAGGUCGUGCGGCGGAUGAGGAGCCUAGCGCUGGCCAUGGGAAUGGCACAGAGAUAUUAUGCGGUCGUCAAGCUUUAUCUCAGAUUUUGGAUAGAGCUUUACCUCAGCAAGAAAUCUUUUGUCCACUUGGUUUCUUGCUGGAUGAGAAAAGGUUUUCAAAUAUUGGGAAAUAAGGAUGAAAGACAAUUGCAUUUUGAAAUAUGGUCUCAGAAAUCUAUUGAAAAAAAUGAUACGAAAGCAGUUGGCAAUCUCCUUUGCAACGUGGAAAUGGUGGCAACUUCAAUCCAAGAAAAAGAAUUCUAG
Guillardia theta CCMP2712 is the source of this 921-nucleotide messenger RNA. RefSeq lists its product as hypothetical. The coding region runs from base 1 to 921 and encodes 306 amino acids. The transcript has 3 exons. NCBI's taxonomy places the organism in Eukaryota, Cryptophyceae, Pyrenomonadales, Geminigeraceae. The record is from RefSeq and is a predicted model, not a curated record.